Molecule: messenger RNA, 2434 nt
Organism: Onychostoma macrolepis
Lineage: Eukaryota; Metazoa; Chordata; Actinopteri; Cypriniformes; Cyprinidae
Exons: 4
Coding region: 178-1203 (341 amino acids)
Molecular function (GO): GTP binding
Source: RefSeq, a predicted model, not a curated record
AGAGGAGGAGUGUGUCCCAACAGCAUCACAUGUUCAGGCAGAGCCACACUGCCGGCAGUGUUUUGACUGAACAGCAGGAGGAGAAACAGGAAGUACAGAGGAGCCCAGAUCAGGCCAGGCCCAGCUCAUAAACACACGGUACGCAAAAGAUCAGUCUCUCACUUGAAGCUGCAGACUAUGGAGGGAAGUACGACACAAGAUGAAAUUCACCAGGAAGAGAAAGACAGAUCUGGAAGCAGUGAAGGAGGGCAGACAGAUCUGAAGGAGAGAGAGUUGAGACUGGUGCUCCUCGGCUCAGCGGGUGCUGGGAAAAGCAGUGCGGUCAAUGCCAUCCUGGGCGGCCCAUCAUCUGAGUCCGACUGUACAGGCCCUGAGACACCAGCCACCGACUGUCAGAAGAGACGUGUGGCGCUGGCAGGACGACAGGUGGCUGUUGUGGACACACCUGACUGCCUGUGCAUCGAGCGUCCCGCAGAGGACGUCCGCCGCCAAUUUUCGCUCUGUGCGGCUUUAUCAGCCCCGGGGCCCCAUGCUUUCCUGCUCUGUGUCCCUGUCCACCGGCCCAGCAACCUGGAGCUCCAGAUUUUGGAGACCAUCGAGAAGGUGUUUGGCCCUGAGGCAGUCAGUAAACACGCAAUGGUGCUCUUCACUCGCAUGGACCGACUGCCUGAGGAUGUUUCUCUGGACGAGUAUCUCAAUACAGAGAGGCCCGACUUGCUAGAGCUCGUGCAAAAGUGCAGGGACCGACAUCACCCGCUACUGGCGGGAUCCAGCGUGGAGGAGCUGUUCAUAAUGGUGGAGAAGAUGGUGGAAGAAACCGGGACACACUUCUACACCUGCUCUCUGUUGCAGGAGGCGGAGAGGAGAGUGAAAGAGAAGGAGAAGGAGAUCUUGAGAAGCAGAAGAGAAAAAGGAGAGGAUGAUUCGGAGGGAAUAAGGGCCGAAGCAGAGAAAAGUGUGGACGAUUUGGUGGUUGAGGGAAUCGCAGAGCUCUGUGUCUCCACUCCUGACACCUCGUUCUUACGCUGGUUGUGGGACAGUGUGGUCGAGUGGCUCCUGUGGCUCCCCAAUAUGGUGAGGGGCAGUGCUUUACUGGGGUCGAUCGUGGGGUUGUUCGUCGGGGGGCCCUUAGGAGGGGCCAUGGGAGCAACGGUGGGCUCUGUGGCGACGGAGGUGGGUAGACGGAAACAAAAAACCAAGUGAGCACUUGGAAAUUUGGUAACAGUUUAUUGUCAUUUUCAUUAUGUCACUAAGAAACAUCAAACAACAGAUCGGUUUGUUCCUGAACAUUCAAAUAUGUAUAUAUAGUCAGCCACAAAAGUCAUUACAAAUGCUAAUGAAAUGUUUUUUCUAUUGAAUACAUGCUUUUUUCCCCAUUACAAAUUGUAUUAUUAACUUAAUAAUUUGAGUUGAAUUGAACAAUUAACAUUUACAAGUUUCUGUAAAACUGAUGAUCAUGUUCAUGCUUGCUUGUUUAAUUUCUGAUCCAAAAAUAGUGCUGAAUCCUAAAUAUUUCUUAUUAACUUUACCUUAUGACUUUUUAUUUUAUUUUAAAUGAAAACAUUCCGUUUAUAUCUGUUUAAAUUAGAUUUAGAAUUUAGAUUUUAAGUCUCUCUCUGUCUGUCUGUCUGUCUGUCUGUCUGUCUGUCUGUCUGUCUAUCUAUCUAUCUAUCACUCACACACACACAGUAAUUCCAACUAUUUGAAUGUUCAUUAACUAAUGAUCUGUCAAGCAUAAUAUAUCAUAAUAUAUAUUAAUGUUUGUUAAUGCUAUUCAUGAAAAAUAUUAUAAAGUGUUACCAAGCAUUCAAGUUUCACAGCUUAACACCAAAAGCAAGUAUUACAAACUCAAUUUCUAAUGGUGAGCAGAAGAUAAGGGUUAAGAGGUGCCUUUGAGAUCCAUUUCUCAGACUUUUUGUGUGCACCAUUAGUUUUGCACUAAGGUUUUUUUUGCCUUAAACACUAGAUCUUAUGUGUUUUGCAUUUAAACAGCAACUAUCCAUAAGCACUGUAUAUGGAGCAAUGGAGUGAAGAUCACCGUCUUAACACUGUCACCAAAUAGCUUUAUUUCACACAUGCACAAGUAAAAAUCACAGUAUCACUACUAAGCCUGAAGCGCUUUCUUUGAAGUGAGCAUUGAACUCUAAGCGCACCAUAAACUCAAGAUUUGUUUACAGGCCAUAAACAUCUCCGGAUCUAGGUGCAUAACAGUGUUUUUAUUACAUCACUGCUGCACUAAACAGCUGCUAUGGAACAAACGCAUGCUACACAUUUUCAGACUGAUCGCAUGAGCAUAAAUUUAAUAAUGCUCCUCAUGUAAGCGAUUUCCAUGUGCAAUUUUGCCACUUAAUUGGUUUGCAGUUCAAAUGUUUCUGCAGCUGUUCUGGAGUAUGAAAAUAAAGCAGCAUAAUGAAAACAAUCAGUGAUGGUGUGA